UGCAUUGCGCACGCGGUACGAUGAGGUACUGUGUACCCUCAAACCGUAAGGGAUACACUGAGCUCGGGACGACGAAGGCGGUCAUGAGCGAGGUCCACCUCCGACCUGCAUUUCGCAUUCAGCGUGGCAUUUUCUCGAUUUUUCGAAUAUUACGGCGGCUCUGGGUCGUAUAAAACCUUGCGAUUUUGCGCCUUUCCCCUCAGCGGAUACACAGCUCUGACCGGCAGCGUACUCCCAGCUCCCCUCCUCCUCACGCCAUCGUCUCCAAAUGGCUCUCGGGUCAAAGACCCUGAACUUCGAGAGCAGCAACCUAGGUGGUGAUGUCGCCUGUACCCUGCUGCUCUGCCUCACCGGUGGGGACCCCGUCGAGCCGACGGUGCACGAACGUCCUGUCAUAUGGAAGACCUCUUUGUCUUCUACUGAAAUCUCCAAAGCCACCUACGUUUGGAACGGAAGGAUGGCCUUCCACACGCAUCAGAUUGACAUCAGCCCGAGCGAGUGUCCCGGCGAGAGGACUGCGCUCGUCACGGAACCUAUCCAGUGCGGGUCCCCUCCGCUUUACGUUUUUCGCGAUCCCACUCCUUUCGAGAAAUCAUCUUCCGUCGCUGCAGUGAAUGAAACCGAUCGCACCAUGUCCGUCUCCUUUGGGUACGCGAUGAACUCGGGCGUCAUCCAUGAUGUCCGUACAUGGAAGAACCUGGGAGUUGGAAUGCGGGCUGAACCCGACAAAAAAUACCUCGAUCCCAUCCUCUCAAUCUACAUGGGACACGCGGACACGGUGGUUGGCGAACAUAUCCAGACCGACAAGCCGAUCUGGAAGAAGGCCCUAUCCGAUAUAGGUCCAGCCACCAAAAUUAGUAUCACAAGGAACGCAAAGCAGGGUUUCGUAGCCGACAGCGAGGAGAUUCCGGUCGGUUGCCCGUGCCAUUGUGAUGCCGACCAGAGGACCAGGGGGUCCGGCUGCUGCCCUCCUACAUCUAAAUCGGUAGAGAAAAAGGAGGUGAAACCUCCUACUCCCGAUCAGGACGGACCGUGCUGCUCAGGUUGUCACCCCGGGAAGGGCAAAGAGCCGGAACAUCGCGCCACUGAGCCAACCUGCACCCCCACUACUCGGCCUCCGCCCAUAGCGCCGCCUGCUCCUCCCGUUGAGCCAACUCGCACUCCUAAUGAGCCUCGCCGCGCUGCUGCCGGGCGCAUCGAUCUCGCUGCCCAGCUCACAGUGUCUGUCUCUGUCACUGGGCACCCCUCUACUUCAGCCGAGGGAAAUCCGUCCCCCGAGUCCCCCACCCCUCCUGGCUCUCCUGAGGACCAACCACCUUCGUCCGCGGAGCAGACCCCGGGGCCCGCCGCCCCCGAUCCUGUCACUGAACCAACGCCUUGUUCUAAGCCCCCUCCGGAGGCGCCCCCCAAAGCACCUGCUGAGAAACUGGACCCACCCGCCCGAGCCGGUCCUGCUGAGCUGAAAGCCACGGCUUCUAUUCGCUGGGGGGUGCCCGAGUCCACCACUCAUGCCGAGCAAACCCCGUCGCCUGCCAUUCGACCCACGAAACUUGUCGCCUCCGCUGAGCAAACCAAGACCAUCACCAGUACUAUUGCUCCCACCCAGCACACGUCCUCGCUCGAAGCUUCCUCCGGCCCUUCUGAACAGACCCGCGCGUUCGCAGCUCCUGUGCAGCUGACAGUGAUGCCCUGCGCUCUUGCCCAACAAAUGACCACGUUCGCCGGUCAGACGGGGCUACCGUUCAUCACUCAACUGCUCACAGCACCUGUUCCUGCUGGGUGGCCAGCUGCCUUGCUCGCGGCUCUUGCUACAGGGCAGAUCUUCUGGUCCCUCCCAUCGGCAAACGCGCAGGUUUUCUAUACGACAGCGGGGAACGACAUCAAUUUCGAGAUCAAACUGUCGGUGAGGGUAGCGGGGCGUCGCGGCUGAGCCAGACGCCACGCUGAGCGGGAACGUAGCGACGCGGGUCGGACGUCUCUUCGGGGAGGGCAAAGUGCGCGCCGGCGGCGGCGCACAGAGCGCGGAUAUUGUCUCGUUGCUAUAUUUCGCAUGGUUCGUUCUACUCACAGCCUCGCCCAUCGCCUCGCGCGGGUCAUCCAGGGCGAGGCCCGCCACUUCUUUCCUUGUCUCUGCUUACUCCCAAAAUUCGCGCUCAUCGCGG
Trametes versicolor FP-101664 SS1 is the source of this 2162-nucleotide messenger RNA. RefSeq lists its product as uncharacterized. The transcript is spliced from 10 exons. NCBI's taxonomy places the organism in Eukaryota, Fungi, Basidiomycota, Agaricomycetes, Polyporales, Polyporaceae. Bases 269 to 1930 code for a protein of 553 amino acids. The record is from RefSeq and is a predicted model, not a curated record.